Messenger RNA from Emericellopsis atlantica, 1620 nucleotides. Its product is annotated as peptidase S8/S53 domain-containing protein. Lineage: Eukaryota; Fungi; Ascomycota; Sordariomycetes; Hypocreales; Bionectriaceae. Gene Ontology annotation, molecular function: serine-type endopeptidase activity; tripeptidyl-peptidase activity. Bases 1 to 1620 code for a protein of 539 amino acids. The record is from RefSeq and is a predicted model, not a curated record. Gene Ontology annotation, biological process: proteolysis. The transcript has 5 exons.
AUGUUCAUUGGGCUUCACCCGGCAAGCCACGACCACUUUGAGCGCACUGUUUACAACAUCGCCAAUCCUCACCAUGCCAGCUACGGCCGACACCUUUCCCGCGACGAAGCCAAGGCUCUGCUGCUGCCUCCUGCCGGUGCGUCCGAGGAGGUCAAGCGCUGGCUGCUCAGCGAAGGAGUCGGCGAGGGCCAACUCGUUGAUCGAGGGCAGUGGCUUCAGGCCCACGUACCGAUGCAUGUCGCCAGAGCUGUGUCCACUACCCCAUCCAGCUUAGCGAAGCGUGGCCUCGAUACCGUGCCACAAGAUGUCCGUCGCCACAUCUCGCACGCACAGAGAGCGCCCAUGUCCAGCGUAGGAAGGGGCACGGAGCACAAGCGCGAGGCUCCCACCCAUGGUACCAACGCAGCUCGCGCCUCUACGGAUGGAUUUAACCCGGAUCCUGACAUGGACGUCUGCAAAGACACUGUCAUCCCUGAAUGUCUUUUCGAACUCUACAACAUUCCCGACCCCCCAGUCAAGGUCAACCCAAACACUCGAUUUGGCAUUGCUGGGUUCAAUCAAACUGCACAACACUCUGAGCUCGAGGAGUUCAUCCGUCGCUUCGCCCCCUUUGCGGAGGGCGCCAACUUCACCACUGUCCCUCUCAACGGAGGCUCCAACCCGCAAGGCAACAACUAUCCCUCUGGCGAAGCGAACCUGAACAUCCAGCAGGCGGUCGGCAUGGCCGCUGGACUGGACAUUCGCUUCAUGCCUGUCGGUGGCGCAUACUAUGACUACAUUCCUGAUCUCGAUGUUGGUCCUGGCUACGGCUUGGAGGACUUCCUAACGUUUGCGACCUCUCUUCUCGAUCUUCCGGACGACGAACUUCCUCAGGUUGUGUCCAUGUCGUACAGCAUGCACGAGCAGGUCCUGGGCGCGGAGUACUGCCGCACCGCCUGUGACAUCUUUGGCCAGCUCGGCGCGCGUGGCGUCAGCGUCAUUUCCGCGUCUGGCAACCAUGGCGUGGGCGGCUCAUGUCAGUCCAACGAUGGUCUGAAUACGACGACAUUUACCGUGACUUUCCCUGGAAUAUGCCCGUACGUCACCGCUGUUGGCGGGACGGUGCAGAACCAGCCCCAGACAGCCUUCAACAUUUCGAGUGGUGGGUUUUCCAGAAUAUUCGACCGUCCCGAGUGGCAGGACGACGCUGUGAGUGCGUAUCUCGAGAAGCUCGGAGAUCAAUGGGAAGGGCUGUACAACCCCAACGGUGCCGCAUACCCCGACGUUGCUGCUAUGGCUUGGGGGUAUCCGGAGAUGAACCACGGAGCUGUCGAGGUGACAGGUGGUACAAGUGCUGCCACGCCGGUGUUUGCUUCCAUCAUUGCUCUCUUGAACAAUGAGCGCUUCAACCAGGGCAAGCCUGCCAUGGGAUUCCUCAACCCAUGGAUCUACAGCAUUGGCAAUGUCGGUUUCACAGAUAUCACCGAAGGCAAAACAAUUGGCUGCACAGGCACAAGCUACGAAGGCCUGCCCUCUUCAUACGUACCCGAUGCCGGCUGGAGCGCUGUCGAGGGAUGGGAUCCUACCACUGGAUUUGGAACGCCUCUCUACGACCGUCUCAAGAAGCUCGCCUGCAAGUGA